AUGAAGAAAAAAACUCGAAAAAAUCAUCAUCUUCCAAGAGAAAUUCUCGAGGAAAUCUUCAACAGAGUUUCACUACCCAUCAAAACUAUUACUGGGUGCAAGAAUUUAACCAAUUUAUCUGAGGAACUUUCUUGCAUAUUUUCGGACUCGAAAUUCGACGAAUCACAAUCUAAGCAGUACAAUCGCCCUUGCAUCCUUGCUUAUGGCAACAAAGAUUCAAAAACAAAGAUUGAUCAAUUCUUAUUGAUUGAAAAAACAGAACGAAAAAUUCUUUCUACAGAAUUCGACGUAAAUUUCAUGGCAAAUCACGCUAGUACAAACUUGUACUUCUUGGAUUCUUGCAAUGGUUUACUUCUUCUAGAGGAUCAUGAUCGUCGAUUAUUAUGCGUGGUUAAUCCCUUAACACAAGAGUUUAUUAGCUUACCUCAGAGUAAUAAUCAAGUGUCUAAAAAAGGACAUAAAUCGUAUUAUGCUCUAGGGUAUAGCACAAAAUCUGAUAAAUAUAAAGUUGUUAGACUUGUUGGUAACUUAAGGGAUGCACAAGGUGGUUAUUAUCUUGAAUAUUAUUGGCAUGUUGAGGUCCUUACUCUAGGGACUAACAAAUGGAGGAAAAUAGACGGUUGUGAUCUCGUGUUACAAAACGGGUGCAUAGACGAAGGUCCGAUUAUGAUUAAUGGUGCUUUAUAUUGGUUGAGUCAUAUAGGACAUAGGAACGAGAUUGUAAGGUUUGAGAUUGAAUUAGAGGAGUUCAAUUUAAUUCAAUCGCCGUUAAAUUUAGGAUGUCUUGGUUAUUCCUUAAGCUCGCUUAAUGUAGUUGAUAACAUGCUUUGUGUUGGAAUAUAUGAAACGAAGAGAUGUAACGAUUCAAGCCAUGGGAUGGAAAUGUGGGUUAUGAACGAGAAUUAUGGUGUUUGGAAUAUUUGGAAGAAAAAUGUUGUGAUUUAUGAUAAUAUGAAUUGUGUUAGGAAAUUUAAAGUAAUUCAAGUGAGUGAGAAUAAGGAGUUGUUGUUUAUUAUGUUAGUUGAUGCGUUGAAACUUGUGUACUAUGAUACCACGAAGCGCACCGCAAUGGAGGCUCGAGUCUGUGGGAUUGACAAGAAGAUGAAUGGAGUUGUUUUUAGUCCAAACUUGAGGUCAAUUAGUACAUGUAUAAAGGAUGUCCAAUAA
Molecule: messenger RNA, 1167 nt
Organism: Beta vulgaris subsp. vulgaris (sugar beet)
Lineage: Eukaryota; Viridiplantae; Streptophyta; Magnoliopsida; Caryophyllales; Amaranthaceae
Product: F-box protein CPR1
Exons: 1
Coding region: 1-1167 (388 amino acids)
Source: RefSeq, a predicted model, not a curated record